GUCCGCGUAUUUCAUACUGUCACUCAGCAUCCUCAGUCUCUCCUCCUCUCGGCUGUGCUAUUGUACAACCAAGGAUCCCAGCAACAAUGCCUCUGUUCAAACUUCCAGAUAUUGAUGAUGCAAUGCGCAGCUUUGCUGAAAGAGUGUUUGCCUCUGAAGUCAAAGACGAAGGAGGCCGGCAGGAGAUCUCUCCAUUCGACGUGGAUGAGAUCUGUCCGAUUUCUCUCCACGAGAUGCAAGCGCACAUGUUCCAGAUGGAGGCUCUGUCCAUGUCCAUGGGCAUGAGAAAAAAGCAUUUUCAAGGACGGAAGACUGUUAAUUUGUCCAUUCCACGAAGUGAAACAUCUCCCACGAAACUGGCCCAACUCGAUGAAUUCAUUUCUUCCUCUUCCUCCUAUGAGAAUGUGCCUGACUUCCAGAGAGUGCAGAUCACUGGUGACUACGCGUCUGGGGUAACAGCUGAAGAUUUUGAAAUAGUUUGUAAAGGUCUGUAUCGAGCGCUAUGUAUACGGGAAAAAUACAUGCAGAAGUCAUUUCAGAGGUUCCCUAAAACCCCUUCCAAGUACUUGAGGAACAUUGACGGUGAAGCUUGGGUAACAAAUGAGAGCUUCUAUCCAGUCUUUACCCCUCCUCCGAAGAAGGGAGAAGACCCCUUCCGAACAGAUGACCUUCCUGCAAACCUGGGCUAUCACCUCCAAAUGAAGAAUGGAGUGGUUUACAUCUACCCCGACGAGGCAGCAGCCGGCAGAGAUGAGCCCAGGCCUUACCCUUAUCCAAACCUGGUGGAAUUCUUAGAUGAUAUGAACUUCUUGCUUGCUUUGAUUGCCCAAGGACCCGUUAAAACCUAUACCCACCGGCGCCUGAAGUUCCUUUCCUCCAAGUUCCAGGUCCAUGAGAUGCUCAACGAGAUGGAUGAACUGAAGGAGCUGAAGAACAACCCACACCGGGACUUUUACAACUGUAGGAAGGUGGACACCCACAUCCAUGCGGCCGCCUGCAUGAACCAGAAACAUCUGCUGCGCUUUAUUAAGAAAUCUUACCAAAUUGACUCCGACAGAGUGGUCUACAGUACCAAAGAGAAGAACAUGACCCUAAAAGAAGUGUUUGCUAAGUUAAAUAUGCACCCCUAUGACCUGACCGUCGAUUCGCUGGACGUUCAUGCUGGACGCCAGACAUUCCAGCGUUUUGAUAAGUUCAAUGACAAAUACAACCCUGUGGGAGCGAGUGAGCUCCGGGACCUCUACCUGAAAACAGACAAUUACAUUAAUGGGGAAUACUUUGCCACGAUCAUCAAGGAGGUAGGAGCAGACCUGGUGGAGGCCAAGUACCAGCAUGCAGAGCCACGCCUGUCCAUCUAUGGCCGCAGUCCUGAUGAGUGGAAAAAACUCUCCUCCUGGUUCGUCUGCAACCGAGUCUACUGCCCCAACAUGACGUGGAUGAUCCAGGUGCCUAGGAUCUAUGAUGUGUUCCGAUCCAAAAAUUUCCUUCCUCACUUCGGCAAGAUGCUGGAGAAUAUUUUCCUGCCGGUGUUUGAAGCCACCGUCAACCCGCAGGCUCACCCGGAACUCAGUGUCUUCCUCAAGCACAUCACCGGCUUCGACAGUGUGGAUGAUGAGUCCAAACACAGUGGUCAUAUGUUUUCCUCUAAGAGUCCCAAACCUGAGGAGUGGACAACAGAAAAAAAUCCGUCAUACACUUACUAUGCCUACUACAUGUUUUCAAACAUCAUGGUGCUCAACAGCCUGAGAAAGGAACGUGGCAUGAACACAUUUCUGUUCCGACCUCACUGUGGGGAGGCAGGAGCACUCACCCACCUCAUGACAGCCUUCAUGGUAGCAGACAACAUCUCUCAUGGCCUGAAUUUAAAAAAGAGUGCCGUGUUACAGUACUUGUUUUUCUUAGCCCAGAUUCCUAUUGCCAUGUCGCCAUUAAGCAACAACAGCCUGUUUCUUGAAUAUGCAAAGAAUCCUUUCUUAGAUUUUCUCCAGAAAGGACUAAUGAUCUCACUGUCUACAGAUGACCCAAUGCAAUUCCACUUCACCAAGGAGCCCCUGAUGGAGGAAUACGCCAUUGCUGCACAAGUCUUCAAGCUGAGCACCUGCGAUAUGUGUGAGGUGGCGAGGAACAGUGUUCUGCAGUGCGGCCUUUCCCACGAGGAAAAAGCAAAGUUUCUGGGCAAGAAUUACCUUGAAGAAGGCCCAGUUGGAAAUGAUAUCCACAGGACAAAUGUAGCCCAAAUCCGCAUGGCCUAUCGUUAUGAAACCUGGUGUUAUGAACUCAAUUUAAUUGUUGAGGGUCUUAAAACAACAGAAUGA
Messenger RNA from Jaculus jaculus (lesser Egyptian jerboa), 2315 nucleotides. It is a transcript of the gene Ampd1, whose product is annotated as adenosine monophosphate deaminase 1. The record is from RefSeq and is a predicted model, not a curated record. The transcript is spliced from 15 exons. Lineage: Eukaryota; Metazoa; Chordata; Mammalia; Rodentia; Dipodidae. Gene Ontology annotation, biological process: IMP salvage; AMP metabolic process. Gene Ontology annotation, cellular component: cytosol. Gene Ontology annotation, molecular function: AMP deaminase activity. The coding region runs from base 87 to 2315 and encodes 742 amino acids.